UUGGACAUUGACAUCAGAGAACUCGGCGUGAGCUUCAGCUUGGCGGAGGCUCAGUGGGAUCUUCUGGGAGAACAUUUGGCAGAAGCCUUGGACGCGAUCGAACAGAUUCUGUUCAUGUUUGAAAGCCUCGUUCUCAAGCAGAGAGCCGUCGAAAAUGCUCUCAACACGAGACAAACGAAACCAAACUACAGGGAACUCAAGCACAAUGAAAAGCGCGAACUUGGUGUAAAGAUAGCGACGACGUUUGUAAAAGCCUUCUCUACGCCACUCAUCCGUCAGAGGCUUCUAGAUCCCGAGUACAUCUAUCUUUUGGCAGAUGAAUCGCGGAGCGGCCGUGUCAUAUCAGACGCCUACGUGUCCUUCAGUAUCGGCGGCUUGAACGAGGCGGUGGAUCACAUGCUGGACAUGGAUGAUGGGGACGCUUCAAUUCUCCAUCUUGCAGCGGUUCUUUUGGAGCUUGAACUUGAAACAAAGAUUCAACAUGGGGAUGGUGCUUCGGGUGAAGAAUCGGAAGAGCUGUUUGGCGCCCUUGAACUGGUCCACUCCGAGAUCCAAGACAACAUCGACGCGACAUUCUGCGAGAUUAUCGACCAUUGUCUCCAGCUUUACGCAGAAUCCUUUGAAAUGCUGGAUUCAUGCGGAAGGUCUGAGAUCCAGAAUCAGCUGUUCAACAAAGUGGUGACGCCGCUCGCGCAACGGUUGGAGAUAUACCGCAACCCGAAGCCAAUGGCUAUGCGAAAUUUACUGGACAUAAACCUAGGAAACCAUUCUGGUGCGUUCCAAUCAGCGAAGAUCAGCACCUCAACCUCGGUGAUACACCCCAUAAUGGAGGUAAAUGAAGGUCCACUUGAAGUCAGAAACGAGGCCAUCACGGCUGUAACCGUACCAUGGAUAUGGGAUCCUGAAUUUCUCGCGGCUUCGACAAGAAGCAGUAAAGAAUGGCUGGACAGAGUCGACGCCAUAAAUGAAUAUAUGAGACAGAACUGCCGAGCCAAUUCCGCAAGCGGGAGGGUCAAGAUAGCUCUUCUCGAUACUGGUUGCGACCUGGAAGCGUCAUGUUUUCGUAAUUUGUCCGUCGACGAGAUGGGCAUCACCCAACAUUGGCAAGACUGGGCGGGUGAGAGCAAUGUUCCUUUAGACGAGGAUUCUUCCAAACACGGGACGUCUAUGGCAGCUCUCUUGCUGAGAGUAGCUCCUCAUGCGGACAUAUAUGUCGGCCGAGUCGCAAAGAGUUCGGCGCAUCUUCGAAGCGCGACGCCGCAACUGAUUGAGGCUAUGUCGCAUGCCGCCAUAACGUGGAACGCCGACAUUGUCACCAUGUCAUUCGGCUUUAAGAGUGUUAUAACACAGAUCGAGAACCAAAUCAAUGAAAUUGUUCUCCAACGUAAGAAGAACGGCAAAAAUAUCUUGUUCCUCGCUGCCGCUAACAACGACGGCUUGAACGAGAUGGAGUUGUUCCCGGCCAAUCACCAGGACGUCAUAUCAGUGCGAGCAACCACUCAUGCAGGAGAAUUCGUAUCAGAGUAUAGCCCAAACCCACAACCAUACCGGCAUGAGAUGCUUUUCGGUACGCUGGGACACGAGGUCCCAUACGACCCAGUCAUUGACCCCGACAACGUUGGUGUGAAGAUAUCUGGCUGCUCCGUUGCUACUCCGAUUUUGGCUGGUCUGGUGGCGACCAUCAUACAGUUUGCGGAAAGCAGCUGUCCCACAGACGAGCGCGUACUGAAAGCAGUCAGAUCGAAAGACGGUAUCCAGGCCAUCAUGUGUGAAAUGGGCGCAAAGACGGGGAUACAUGAUCAUCGCUGUAGGUACGUGGCGCCUUUCGAGUUCUUCUACAAUCGAAGUCAGAACGAGAGAGUUGCGCUCAUCCGCCACGCGGUUGCGCGCUUGCCGCGAAGAACGUAA
Messenger RNA from Colletotrichum karsti, 1908 nucleotides. Its product is annotated as ankyrin unc44. Gene Ontology annotation, molecular function: serine-type endopeptidase activity. Gene Ontology annotation, biological process: proteolysis. Lineage: Eukaryota; Fungi; Ascomycota; Sordariomycetes; Glomerellales; Glomerellaceae. The record is from RefSeq and is a predicted model, not a curated record. The transcript is spliced from 4 exons.